ACUAGCCAAAGGGGGAUAAAACUAUGAAGUUUUUAUUCAUUGGGUUGCGGCCCCUGUGGGACUGCAACUGAACUGUUGACGUUUUUUUAUGCUUUUGUGAGCGAAAUUACACUUGUGUUCCAUGUCAUGUGACAUGUGCCUAGCCGUGUCGCACACGCAAGGCUGCUGUCUGUGGACCAAGAUGUAGACCUAAUGAAGGGCUACAGUUUUCUGUUUCUAUUUUGAUCUUUUGAUCUUUUGAUCUUUUGGUCUUUUGGAUUGUUUGGAUCUUUUGGUCUACCUUGGCUAGUUCGUUUUGUGUUGCAUCGCCGUCAUGGCUCGAUGCUAUAAAUAAACGAGUACUUGACAACAACUGUCGGCGUCGGUGUGUACUUAAUCUCAGGGUCAGCCCGUCUUAACCACAACACCUCAGUGGGUAAAAGCAUCCCCACUGAGUGAGGGUUACAUUUGGCGCCCAACGUGGGGCUUGACUUUGAGAGGUAGGAUGGAACACGGUGAGCCGACGUUUGAGAAGUUGUCGCAGGAGCUGGCCAAGUUGAGGGCUACGAUGGCGGAGCUAGAACAGACAAGUGCGCAGCGGCCCGUGACGGUGGAGGUGUGCAUGUCAACACACAAUAGGCUGAACCUGUUCACCGGCCUUCCCCCCACUGGAGGAGGGGAGGUGAGUUUCCCGGACUGGGAAACCCAAGUGCAAUGUUUGCUGCGGAACACCAGCGUUCCGAACCCGUUGCCGCGCAUUUUAGGCAGCCUGAGAGGGAUUGCCUAUGAGCAUGUAAAGCAGGCUACGAGUCCAGAGGAAGUGCUAAGCCUACUACAAAGCACUUUUGGCGACACUCGAUGUGCCGAUGACAGGUAUCUGCAGUUCAGCCGACUCACUCCACAUCCAAGAGAGUCAGCGUCAAAAUUUCUCUGCCGACUGUGGUCAGAGAUGACGAAGCUAAACCAGCAGCGUAGCUUUACUGAGGCCGAUGCCCAGAAGAAGGUGUAUCACACUUUCUGCAAGGGGGUUUCACCUCUUCUGGCGCUCGAACUUCGUGGCACAUUUGGUUUCCCAGGGGAAGCCAGCCCAAAGUUGGGGGACGUCCUGAAAGCUGUUAGAAGGCUGGACGGGACGACUGAGUUUCGAGUCGAAGCCACGGCAGCAGCUAACAGGACUGUCCAGGUCGACGCAGUAACGGCAGCUGUUCGCCAAGAGACGACGCCGCCGCUGAUGCUCACGGAGGAGCAACUCGACCGUCUGGCGCAGAAGGUCGACGCAGUAACGGUAGCUGGUCGCCAGGAGACUACGCCGCUGAUGCUCACGGAGGAACAACUCGACCGUCUGGCGGAGAAGGUGGCAGAUAUCCUAGCCCGGAAACAACAGCCCUCCAGAGGAGCUUGUUACGGGUGCGGGUCCACGAAGCACUUCGUCCGCGACUGUCCGAGAAAAGCAGCUAGGCAACGGGGUCAGCAGCAGGGAAACGCCAGUCCAUCAGCGUCGGGGAGCGGAUGCUGA
Physella acuta is the source of this 1495-nucleotide messenger RNA. RefSeq lists its product as uncharacterized. Gene Ontology annotation, molecular function: zinc ion binding; nucleic acid binding. NCBI's taxonomy places the organism in Eukaryota, Metazoa, Mollusca, Gastropoda, Physidae. The record is from RefSeq and is a predicted model, not a curated record.